AUGGAGAGGUAUGGGUUAUUUAUAGAAGGAAACAACGGAUUCAAAAAUAGCCCCGAAGCUGGAAAUAAUAAAGGCGUACUGGCUAUAAAGGCCUCCUUAUCUAGAGUGCAACCAACUGGGAAGCGUGCAAUAGAGCUAACAAACAAACAAGAGGAACUAUCCAACGGGGACCUGACACAUGGGCAAAAUAAAAAUAAGAAAAAUAAACUGUUGAAGCUGGGAGUGAAUGGACUCCGCUGGGGGUUCUCUAUAUAUACUCCUCGCUAUUUCUGUACCGUCCAGACGGCUCGUCUGCCUCAGACGUCUUACAAUUUCAAUAGUUUCAUAAUAGCUCUCUAUAACCCUGUCGUUGGGGAUCGGCCGCUCUUCAACAGAUAG
Molecule: messenger RNA, 378 nt
Organism: Nezara viridula (southern green stink bug)
Lineage: Eukaryota; Metazoa; Arthropoda; Insecta; Hemiptera; Pentatomidae
Source: the annotation of a GenBank genome assembly